GAUCCCCUCUUUCCUUUCCCCCUUUUAUUGCCUGCCUUCUAGCUCCAUCCUUCCCCGCUGUUCUACUCCCCCUCUCCAGAUUCUUUGGGUUGUUGUCGCAUAGGUUAGGCUGCCUUCGAUUAAUUAGAGGCUCCUUCCCCCUGCGCGUGCUCCUAUCCUAUCGUUGUGUAGGUUUAGUUCUCUCCUAAUGGCAACGAGGGGGCAGAUUGGGUCCCGAUGGGUUCUUCUUGUGAACUCAGUGGAGGCUAUGAUCCAAGGAUUGGUACCUUAAGUUUGCUUUUUGCUUUUCCAGAUAAUCCUAAAAGGAAGUCUUAUCAAAUUGAUUUUCACCAAAGAUUCAAAUCUGCUGAGUAACGUGACUGCUGAUUCAGAAGAAUAUAUACGUGUUUGUUCUUUACACAAUCAUCUCGGAAUCACAAGGUAAAAAAUCUAUACAAUAGUGAUGCAUGUUCAAAUAUUAAUGCAAAUUUGUCAAGAUUAUAUAUGGACACAACUACACAAGUUGCAAGCAGGACUUCGUAUAUCCAGGAAGAAAUUAAAGUUGGUCAGAUUUGGGAAUUUUGUGUUUUAGCCUUUUAGGGUGAAGGUAUGAUAAUAAGCAAUUAAUUAUUCAGAGUUUCUUAAAGGGUUUUACACAAUAAAUGAUGAAUUGUUGCCGUAUAAAUAUAUUCUGAGUCUGUGAUUCAACUGCUCCUUGUGAGAAUUUAUGUUUCGGAUGAUGCAGCACAUUUAGUAAAGGGAUUGCGUAAUUUCUUCUUCAUAUAAAUGACGUGAGUUUCUCUCAGAAGAGUUCCUUCAUCUCUCAUUUCUUCUUACCCCUCCCUUCCUCCUCUUGAUCUCCUCUUUCAUCCUUCAUCUCUCAUUUCUUCUUACCCCUCCCUUCCUCCUCUUGAUCUCCUCUUUCAUCUUGUCAUUGUCUUGCUUUGGAAACUCCAAUCCAAGGGACCACAAGGUGGAGUAGGUUUCUCCUAUUUUACGGGCAAGAAUCUUACUUUGGUGCAUCUUCUUGGAUGAGAUCUAGGUAGGGGUUGAAUUGGGCGAAAUAUGGUUCACACCAGUUUCUGAUUAGUAAGUCGAUUGCAGAAGGAAAGGGAUGCUGUUCGUGAGGCCGGUUAUGGUCUGCAUAGGAAGCCUGAUAUUCAAGCUGGCAAAGGGGUUCUAAGUUCCUUUAAGGAGUUUCAAUAGCAUAGGUUUGAAGAGGAUCGGCAAAGAUGAGAAUAUGAUUAGGAGUAUAUGUAGGUGAUUGAGGGGCUUUUUGCUUGUCUAGAGAAGGCCCAUACCCCUCUUGUUUGUUCUUCUUUAAGAAUAAGUAGGGCAACAACUUGCGUGUUGGGAACUUUUAUUGCUAGAAUCCCUUAUUCUCCCCAACAAAAUGGUUAAAUAAGUGAGAAUGUCUAGU
Molecule: messenger RNA, 1399 nt
Organism: Rubroshorea leprosula
Lineage: Eukaryota; Viridiplantae; Streptophyta; Magnoliopsida; Malvales; Dipterocarpaceae
Source: the annotation of a GenBank genome assembly